Molecule: messenger RNA, 480 nt
Organism: Cucurbita pepo subsp. pepo (vegetable marrow)
Lineage: Eukaryota; Viridiplantae; Streptophyta; Magnoliopsida; Cucurbitales; Cucurbitaceae
Product: LOB domain-containing protein 12-like
Source: RefSeq, a predicted model, not a curated record
AUGGGAGCUGGUUCCUCGCCAUGCGCCUCCUGCAAAUUGCUACGGCGGCGGUGCGCCAAGGACUGCAUUUUCGCCCCUUAUUUCCCUCCCGACGACCCCUACAAGUUCGCCAUUGUUCAUAAGAUCUUCGGCGCCAGCAACGUCAGCAAAAUGUUGCAGGAGCUGCCGCUGGAUCAAAGACCCGAUGCCGUGAACAGUAUGGUAUAUGAAGCGAGUGCUAGAAUGCGAGACCCGGUUUAUGGAUGUGUAGGAGCCAUCACAUUCCUCCAAAACCAAGUGUCCCGAUUGGAAAUGCAACUGGCGGCGGCGCAGGCGGAGAUUUUGAGCUUUCAGAUGCAACAACAGGCGGCUCCGGCGAGUUUUCCGAUGACCCAGAUGAACCAAUAUGAUCAAAAUCUUGUUUUUCUAUCAAAUGCUGAUUCUUUUAAUUCCGUUGAUGGUUCGCCGGAAGUUGAAGAUUAUUGCUCUCUGUGGAGUUGA